GGUACACCCGGUUCUGGUACGUUGCACUACAACGAGGCCGUCCUCUUUUCACUUGGCCCGCUGGGCAUGCACGCUCAGCCCAAUGGCGCUCAGUAGUACUUAUCCCGCCGUCACUAUCUCUAUCAGAAACACAUCCACGACCCAAUCCUCACUAGCUACUUAGUCGCUUUGAAGUAGUUGAAAACUAAGACUAGUCACUAGUUGCAUAGACGCUCUUCUCCAUCGUAUAUCCCCUCUCAGCGCGUCUGCUCUCCACCUCUCACGAUAUAUCAACGACUUAUACCCUCUCCCCCCCGAUAACAAAACCCGUCUGAGAAAACGAUGCGGAAAAGUGGUCCCAUGCACCUGCUCGCAAUCCCUCUCCUGCUAGCGCUCUCAGGCGCUUUCUUACCCCGGAGCUACGCCCAAAACUUGACGGAUGCACAGAUAGCUGCCAUCACGGAGAAUCUCGCGACUGGGGCUACGCACAGCUGGGAACUCGGCACCCGCGCCGAAACCCUCACCGAACUCGACUCUCCCUCCCUCUCCGUCCUCACCACCGGAGCCUCCCUCCCACCCCCCACCUCCCUCAACUCCACCCUAAACAGCACCCUCUCCACCGUCUUCUCCAUCGCCCGCUCCGUCGUCUCCAACCGUAUCUUCUCGAACCGCAAUGCGACGGGCGCGCAGCCCUUUAUCAGUGACGGCGCGGCGGGCGAUCCGGCGAGUGUGGGCGUUGCGGUGUUGUUGGCGAAUUGGACUGGUUUGGGUUCGGGUGGCGAUGGCGGGGACGAGGACGGGGAAGAAGAGGUGGAUUAUGCGGGGGCGGCGACGGAUCAGUUGAAUUAUUUGUUUGAGGUGGUGCCGAAGACGAGCGAUGGGGCGAUUUCGCAUCGGGUGGCACAGGUGCAGCUUUGGAGUGAUUCGGUGUAUAUGGUCCCGCCGUUCAUCGCGUACUAUGGAGUCACGACGAACAAUGAAUCCAUGCUCGCCGAGGCGUACAAUCAGAUAAAAUUGUACCGGAAUUACCUGAAUGAUGACGACGCGGGUGGAUUAUGGAAACAUAUUCUUCUUGGGACCGAUGACAGCGAUGCGUCGAAUGAUGAGGGACAUUGGUCGACCGGCAACGGAUGGGCGGCGGCAGGGAUGUUACGCGUGCUCGGGACGAUGCAGAACUCGCAGUUUUCGGGCUCGUUCAAGGAUGAGAUGAAGGAUCUGACGAGCUGGGUGUUGGACAUACAGAAAGCGAUGUAUGCGAACAUCCAAUCGAACAAUCUCUUCCUGAACUACGCCGACGACAACACCUCAUCCACCAAUUUCGACGACGCAGCCUCCACCGCACUCCUAGCCGCCACAGUCUACCGUCUCUCCCUAAUGACGAACACGCACACCUACCUCCCCCACGCCGAAGCCUGUCGGUCCGCCCUGCUCGCCACCUCCACCUCUUCCUCUUCCUCAGCCUCCACCUCCUCAUCCUCUGCAUCCUCUGCAUCCUCCGCGUCCUCUGCAUCCUCAGCAACCGCAACCGCCUUCAUCAACGCCGCACACUUCACAACCGACGGCUGGCUCACCCCCGUCGUCAAUCCCGACGCCUACGGCUCCGAGGGCAGUCAAAGUCCAGAAUCGCAGGCGUUCGUGCUGCAGAUGCAGAGUGCGUGGCAGGAUUGGGUCGAUGCGGGGUCGGUGGGGGCGAAUGGGGCCGUGGGGAGGAUGGGUGGAGGGAUGGGGGUUGGGAUGGGUGUGGUGGUGGUGGGUGUGGCGAUGGGGUGGGGUGUUGGGGGGUGGUGAGGAUGAGUCUGUGUGUUGAGGGUGAGUCUGUGGGAGUGGGAGUGGAAUGGGUGGUGGGGGUUGUAAGACUAGAGGACGGGUGGAGGGCGGGGCGACUGUUUUGUUGGAUUUUCUUUUUAUUACUUCUUUCUGGGAUCUGUGCGUUUGUUGUCUUGUUUUUUUUUUUGCGCGUUUGCGUGCCCUGCUUUUUGUCGGGACUGGUUGUUCAGUGUUCAGUGCUCAGUGCUCAGUGCUCAGUGUUUAAUACUGCUCGUCGACCUCGUUUCGGUUUCUUUCAUUCAUUCAUUCGUUCUCUCAUUGACAGUGUGUUUACUGUCCACUCGGGUAUAUAUACUUUAACCCCCACCCCCGUCCCUCCUCUUCUCUUUCGGAUUGAUAUUCGAACUUCAAGUCACUUCGUACUUCUGCAUUCUGAAUCACGGUUCACGAAUUUUCGUAGUUCCUGUCUUACUCUACUUGACAGCUACACUCAGACUGUAACUCAGACUCACACUUGCGUUCGGACUCCAUAGGUCCUUUCCUUUCCGUCCCUUCGUCUUCCAAAGUUCAACUUGGAGGCCUGCGUACAUCCUUUUUCUCUUUCUCUUUCUCUUUGCGGGUUCGAUUUCGAUUUCGAUUUAUUUUCGUGCAUGGCAUGUAUAAUUAUCUCUUGCUCUUUUUGAUCUGUUCUCGGUCGUCUUUGUACAUACUGUGUCGCUUAGUGACUUAGGUUACCCUCCCGGCCACGCAUUGUUCCUUUUCCGAGACGAUGUCGAUGUCGUUGAUUUCUCGUGGCAAUCUCAGAUAUGAUCGC
Molecule: messenger RNA, 2560 nt
Organism: Stereum hirsutum FP-91666 SS1
Lineage: Eukaryota; Fungi; Basidiomycota; Agaricomycetes; Russulales; Stereaceae
Exons: 7
Coding region: 322-1767 (481 amino acids)
Biological process (GO): carbohydrate metabolic process
Source: RefSeq, a predicted model, not a curated record